AUGGUUUAUCAAGCACUUAAUGAUUACCCGAAAACGGCAUCUUUUUCGGCGUUAUGGAUAUCAACAGACGAGAGACUGAGCGACUUCUACACAUCGGCAUGGCAACGAGGGGAGUCACCAAUGCCAUUGCUAAUUGUGCGAUUGUUGCUCGCCGCCUUUGCACUCGCCAUCCUCACGUGGUCACUCAUCGAAAAUGCCAACCCCUAUUGGCUGCUGUAUCUCACCAGCUGGGGAAUGUUGUUGGUGGCAGCUAUGAUGAUGAGUGGCAUUAUAGUCUCUUUUGCAUUUGUGUGCAGGAAACCCACUGAGACAUCGGUCUUGCCCUGGUACGUAAGUUUGUACUGGGGGAUUUUCAAUGUAACAGUGACCAUGUCAGCCACGAUCAAUGCUCUCUACUGGUUAUUGUUGCACAAUCCAGCAUUACAAAAUGAGAUGGGUAUGCGUGAUUUUUGGCUGAACAUAGCGACACACGCCUUUACAUCGUGUAUAGUAGUAGCCGAGCUGCUAAUCUCAAGGACACCUAUCAGAUUGGGACACAUCUACCAACCGCUUUGUUUUGGUGUCUUGUACGGACUCUUCACUAUCAUAUACUACAUAGCCGGCGGUACCGAUAUAAAUGGCAAUGAAUUUAUAUAUGAUGUUCUCAACUGGCAAUAUCCGAAGCGUUCAAGCAUCCUACUGAUUUCCUCCGUGGCUUUUUUGAUCAUUCUAUAUUUUUUGCUGUGGAGCCUCGCACUGAUCAGAGACAAGUGUUCCAUGGCCCUCGUGCGUACCCAUUCCUUACCGCUGCCAGAACCUAAUUUAUUGGCACUAUAG
This is a messenger RNA of Arctia plantaginis, 816 nucleotides long. The record is from the annotation of a GenBank genome assembly. Lineage: Eukaryota; Metazoa; Arthropoda; Insecta; Lepidoptera; Erebidae.